AUGGCCCAGGGCACGGGCCUUGGUAGAGUCAUGCCGCUCUCUGAGCAGCUCAGAGAGUAUGGGUCGGGAGAUGGGGUCUCCCCAGCGAUCUAUGUGUCCCUACAGCGCUGUGCGGGCUUUGGGUACGUCUGCUACACUGUGGUCUACGGCGUGAUGUGGCACUUUGCAUCCCACUCCGACAGAAAUUCAUCCACCACGGCGUCUGGAUUCUCCCAGUCUGCGCGGCGGGAUGCCCCACUCCGACGACCACCGCUGAAGACACGUCGCCCUCCUGCUGCACAAGCGCGGCUCCCCCAUCGGCCGAGGCACAUUCGCCAAUGUUGCCGCCCCAUCACAAAACGGGUCGGCGAUGCCCCGAGAGGCAUGCCAACGGCGGGUCUCUCUCGCGAUCAACGGGCUCGCAAUGCUCGAGGAGGCAUGCCGGCCAAGCGGCACGCCGUUUCGACCAGCACCGCCGAAGACCCAUCUCCCCUUGUUCUGCAGGAGCAUGGCGCCCCGUUCGACCGACACCCGCUCACCAGCAGCACCGCGCAGGCGAGCAGCGGGAUCGCAAUUCCCGAGGAGGCAUGCCGGCCACGCCGCACGCUGUUUCGACCAGCACCGCCCAAAGACCCAUCCCCCCCUCGUUCUGCAGGAGCACGGCGCCCCAUUCGACGGCAAUGGGCGCGAAUCGACCAGAACUCACGAGGAACGCGAGAAUCUUGCACGACCGAUCGCGAACCGUCGCGCCCGCGCCCUUCCUCGUCUGCUACAGCCGCAGUUCAACAUCGCCCAACGGCCCGUCUGACUCUCACGAUGACGCAGAAGCAUAACGGCGACCUUGGCGAAUAUCAGUUACGUCUAGCACAAGUCGACGUAUAUAUUGUCAUGCAGAGGCAGAGUGGCGUGAAGGUGCUCCUGCUCGAAGCUGGUGGAGCCAAUGAGGAUGUCCUGAACAUCGAUGUGCCGCAGUUAUGCGUGACGCUCACGCCGAGCGCGCCUUGGGAUUGGAACUACACGACACCUCAGGUGCACCUCGAAAAUCGCACCCUCCCAUUCCCGCGAGGUAUUGGUUUAGGUGGCACUAGCGCCGUUAAUUGCUUGGUAUACACGUGUGGAACGAAAUCCGACAUCGAUAUGUGGGCUGCCCUCAGCGGCGAGGAGGAUUGGUCCUGGGAUGUCGUCCUUCCUUAUUUCAAGAAGGCGAAACCAUACCGACCCCGCAAGCAGACCCACCACAGCCCACCUCUUCCAGAACGGUGUCUACCCGAUGCAGGAGACAGGCCACUACUUUUCAACCUCCCCGUCGGCUGCGUCUCGCCGUCCUCACGCGGAUCCGUGACGAUCAACUCGUCUGACCCGUUCGCUCCGCCCCUCAUCAACCCCAACCUCCUUGCGGACGAGCUCGACCUCUCAGGCUACAUCGUCCGCCAGGGGCUUAAGGCCGGCAUGCGCUACCUCGCCGCGCCCGCCUGGGACAGCUACUUUGUCCGGCCGUUGCAGAACCUGACGACGGACGAGCAAUUCGACGCGUACAUACGCGAGCACGUGGUCAGCUUCGUCAAAGCAUCAGAAGACACAGUCCACGGCUACCUUACGGCUCGAGAACGCUGA
Messenger RNA from Punctularia strigosozonata HHB-11173 SS5, 1593 nucleotides. RefSeq lists its product as uncharacterized. Gene Ontology annotation, molecular function: oxidoreductase activity, acting on CH-OH group of donors; flavin adenine dinucleotide binding. The transcript is spliced from 9 exons. The record is from RefSeq and is a predicted model, not a curated record. NCBI's taxonomy places the organism in Eukaryota, Fungi, Basidiomycota, Agaricomycetes, Corticiales, Punctulariaceae. The coding region runs from base 1 to 1593 and encodes 530 amino acids.